This is a messenger RNA of Spodoptera frugiperda (fall armyworm), 2404 nucleotides long. Its product is annotated as transcription termination factor 5, mitochondrial. The record is from RefSeq and is a predicted model, not a curated record. NCBI's taxonomy places the organism in Eukaryota, Metazoa, Arthropoda, Insecta, Lepidoptera, Noctuidae. Gene Ontology annotation, cellular component: mitochondrial matrix. Gene Ontology annotation, molecular function: double-stranded DNA binding. The coding region runs from base 179 to 1780 and encodes 533 amino acids. The transcript has 8 exons. Gene Ontology annotation, biological process: termination of mitochondrial transcription; regulation of DNA-templated transcription.
CUAAAACGUCACUGUCAAAAUAUAUGGUGUGUUUAUGUUUGUUAUUAUUUACAUUUUAUAAUCUCUCACUAAAAUUAGUGUUUAAUACUUUAUGAGGCAUAUUGUAUACCACUUAAUGACGUAUAGUUAUUAAACUAUACGUAUAGUUGAUAAGAGAAGCAACAAACAAAAUUUGAAUAUGAGGCUGUGCAUUAAAAGUUGGAGAUGUUUAAGUGCAGGAAAUUUAAAUUUUUCACACAUUUCUCAUGUUAAAUCUAGACGAUACUCUCAUGGCAUACCUUUUCUGGAUUUUUACAAGAAAACUACAGGUACAACUAUAUCUGGAGAUCACCUGACAGUUCUCCAGAAGAAGCACCCGCACAUAAUGGAAGUAACACAUGACAGCUUGCAGUGCACACUACAGAUACUGCAAAAGUUUGGCAUCACGGCUGAGGAGGCCUGUAGCAACCUCCAUGUAUUCAGCAUGAACCCCAUCACUAUGGAGAACUACGGUGAUAUACUCAGAGAAUGUCACUUUGUAACUAUUUCAGCUAAACAAAUUAUAAAGUACCACACAUUUAUAAGAAAGAGAACUAUAGCUUGGCUAAAGAAAGAAGGAUUAUUAUCAGAAGACAUACAAUUAGAACAAGUAAUAUUGGACAAGUUCCAAGAAUGGCCAGAGAGUGGUAAAACAUUACAAAAGUUUUGUGAUACUAAGACGUCAGUGUUAACAAUUCGAAUGAGUAUCUUAGAAAGAUUUCUCAGUUGGAAGUUAGCAGUAUCUCAAGAAGAGUUUCAAAAGUACUGUAGAAACUAUCUGCCGCUCCAACAUAAGCCAAUGUCAGACAUCCAAGAAGCAAUCAGAAUAGCAGAGAAUGACAUAAAGUUCGACAAAGCAGGAAUCAGAAGAAAUGGCUUUGUUAUUGCCGCUGAUCCUUUACAUACCAAACUCAUUUUAGAAAAUGUUAGCACACUGGCGGGCAUGGAUAUUAGAGAAGUUUUGAAAAUAGAACCAGCCAUAUUGAAGAAUAAUUAUAAUUCUAUUAUCCAAGUUCGAAAUAUAUUGGAGGAAUACAGAAUAUCUGAGGAAACUCAAAGAAAAUGUUUGAAAGUGUACUGCAUGCGACCAGAAACAGUGCGCGAGCGUCUAGAUGAGCUUAGAAGUUUGAAAGAGUACAAAGUCUUAUCUACAAACCCUAGAAUGCUUCUCCUCGUAAUACAUAAGAAGAAAAUGCUGAAUCGACUCACUAAAAUAGAAUCAGCAAAGAAGCAAUGUUUCAGCUUCAACCACUUGGUAUCUUCGUCGAAAGUGUUUCACAAUUACAUCAGUAGUUUUGGUGACAAAGUAUGCGGUAGAGAUAUAGCGAUACUGAUUUCUUCGUCUCUCCAAUUGCCACCUCACGACGGUAGAGGGCAGGCAGCGCAAGUCAACGCUGUACUGAACCAGUUGAGGCGCCACAAGUACUGGCUACACGUCGCCAUGAGCGUCAUCGAUGAGAACAUACAGUUCCUUAGAAAUAAGUUUGAUCAUCAAAUCAUUAUUAAUAACUGUUUGAUCCUUCUGUAUCCUGUCUCCGAAGUGAAAUACUACAUAGAGACGAUACUAAGUAUGCGUAGCGGCCGAGAAGUGAGUGCUGCACAGAAUGAUGAGCUGAACUAUAGCAACGUUCGCUACGACUGCCUCACAGACGCACAAAUCCUUAGUUUAGUAUUGUACUCCAUUGAGAAGAAAUACCAUUUCAGUGGAGACGGUAUUUGGUGUCGGCAGGACGGUUUAAAAGUUGAAACGCAGAAGAACUGACGGUGGCAUCGUACUAAGAUAUAAUCUAAUACUUUUUGAAGAAAUCCUCUAAACUGAUAUUCCUCAAAAAGGAUGAUGAGUAGACAGAAAGAAUGGACUGAAAUGAUGUUGCGAUUUUUUCCUAUUUCUUCGUGUUACUUUAACACUUUCGCUUCUAAAAGUUCUACUUUUUGUAACUCUACUUUGUAACCACACUGAGAGUCAUUUAAUGGUUACACAACCCAGUCCUUAGCAAUCGUUUUGGAAACAAAAUCGUUACUAAGGAAGAGUUUCAGUAAUCAUUAAAGGUCUUUUCAAUGUGGCAAUUAGUAUGUAGUAUGUUACCUUCUUUAGCGUCAAAGUUAACAGUUAACAGUUGCAAUUAUUUAUAUAAGUGUUACAAAUAAUUCGUGUUAUUGCAGUAUAACUACUGUGCUAUAAGAUUUUUAUAUUAUACGGAAAGGAUUUCCAGGUUUUAAUUAGCUGUUUUGUAACCUACUUACGUUUAAAGUAUCGAAAUGUCGCCACCUUGACUGAUGAAAAAAGAGUUGUUAUUUAAAUGUAAGUUUGUACAAUAUGUAAUUAAUUAUUGUAUAUGAAAGUGUAAAUAAAAAUAUAUAAGGAUAGUAAAAAAACUCACUUUAA